Molecule: messenger RNA, 720 nt
Organism: Pocillopora damicornis (cauliflower coral)
Lineage: Eukaryota; Metazoa; Cnidaria; Anthozoa; Scleractinia; Pocilloporidae
Source: RefSeq, a predicted model, not a curated record
AUGUCGCUGGUAACGAUUUUCACCUGCCUCUUUCACUGUUUCGCUACCAACUCAAGCGGGCAAUAUAUUGUAGCCGACUAUGACUUGACAAUCAAGGUGUUUGACAAUAGUGGCAAAUUUGUGAAGUGUUUCAGACUUCCUCCUCUUAUUGAUGCAAAUGGUAAAGAGCUAUCUACAGAAAACUGGAAGGUUAAACUGGCGACAGACAUAAACGACAACAUUUAUGUGCUGGUUGAAGAAAAGAAUCAUCAGCGUUGGAUUUUUAAGUUUAAUAAAUCCGCUGACCAGUAUCACAAGUUUCGCGAGAGGACAAUGGACCUCGAGUGUAAUCUGUGUAAACUGUCAGUUAGUGAUAGUGGCAAAGUGAUGGUAUUGAAAGGAAAUUAUACAAAGGACUAUCAUUUUGUGGAUCUAUACGAGACUGAUGGCCAGUUUGUUUGCAGUUUUGGAGAACAAAAUUUGAAGAGCCCGCGAGACAUCAGCACUGUAAGCGAUAGCAAAGUUACAGUGGUGGACUAAACGCCUUCCCAUUAUGUACACAUAUUUAGCGAACUCGGUAAUCAUCUAAGUAAGUUUGAUCUCAAAGGGUUUGUGCACUUUCAAACAUUGCAUUUCACAGGGAAAGUCAACAAGUCGUCUUGGCUAGUACUGAAGAUGAGAAGGAGCUCCUAUGUAUUGGAAUAUACACCAAAGAUGGUGAGUUUGUACGAAGCGUUUUUA